AGGACAGUACUGAGAGUGGAAGGAAUAGAGCAGUGCCUUAGACAUAGACCCCACUACCCACAGCCCAUUGGAUUCUGGAAAGUGGUCCUGUCUUGUGAGAUACUCAGCUAAGAAGAAGGAAAUACAGAAGAACUUGGGUGCUGUGCUAGAGCUAAAGCUUUUUUCCAGAGGGAGGACAGCACAGCUAGAAGAGAAAUGGAAGCAUCAUCUGUCCUUCCAUGCAAGUGGUGUACCCACUUGCAAGGGCUUCUGCUCACAGCCUCCUUUUUAACUUGCUGGCAGCUGCCUACCACUGCACAAAUAACCAUGGAAUUAGUGCCACCCCAUGUGAUUGAAGGAGAAAAUGUUCUCAUACGUAUCGACAAUCUGACAGAGAAUCUUAUAACCUUAGCCUGGUUCAGAGGAAUGAGGAUUAAGAGCCCUCAAAUUGGACAAUAUACACUGGCCACUAAUGUUACUGUGCUGGGGCCUGGACACAGUGGUAGAGAGACUUUGUACAGCAAUGGAUCCCUGCAGAUCAACAAUGUCACCCAGGAGGACAUAGGAUUCUACAGCCUACGAAUCAUAAAUAGACAUGCAAAAAUUGUGUCAAUAAUAUCCAUAUACCUCAACGUGUACUCAUCUCUUUGGACAUGUGAGCACCCUUCUCCCCAUGCCAAGCUCACCAUUGAAUCAGUGCCACCGGGCUUUUCUGAAGGGGGAAGUGUUCUUCUACUGGUUAAAAAUCUCCCCCAAAAUCUUCUAUCCCUUUUCUGGUACAAAGGAGUUAUUGCAGUGAAGAAAUUUGAGGUUGCCAGAUACAUAAAAGCCACAAAUUCAAGUGUUCCAGGGCCUGCACACACUGGUCGUGAGACAGUAUACAGCAAUGGAUCCUUGCUGCUACAUGAAGUUAUGCAGAAUGAUACUGGAUUCUAUACUCUACGAACUAUGAGUACAGAUCUGAAAGAUGAAGUAGCACAUGUGCAACUGUUCAUGGACACCUACCUUUUGACUUGCUAUCCCCCUUUGCAAGUCAAGAUCGAAUCACUUCCUCAGAAUGUUGCUGUAGGGAAAAGUGUUCUUCUCCUAGUUCGUAAUUUGCCUGAAGACUUUCAAGCAUUUUUCUGGUACAAAUCAGCAUAUAGAAGAGAUACAUACAAAAUUGCAGAAUACAAGAGAGCCAUGGAUGCCACCAUUUUGGGGAGUGCAUACAGUUCAAGAGAGUUUAUAUACAACAACGGAUCCAUGCUGAUAAUUGAUGUCACUGAGGAUGAUGCAGGAUAUUUCAUGCUAGAAAUUUUAAGAGAAGACUUAAAGAUUGAAAAAGCCUACAUUGAACUCCAUGUAAAUAGCUUUGUUUCAAACUCCAAGGACUCUGUCUCCACUGCAAGGCUCAGCAUAGAAUCAGUGCCACCGAGCAUUGUUGAAGGGGGAAGUGUUCUUCUACUGGUUCACAAUCUCCCAAAAAAUCUUCAAUCCCUUUUCUGGUACAAAGGGAUGAUUGCUGAGAAGAAAUCUGAGCUCAUCCAACACAUAAUAGCCACAAGUUCAAGCUUGCCAGGGCCUGCACACAGUGGUCGAGAAACAGUGUACAGCAAUGGAUCCCUGCUGCUCCAGAGGGUCAUGCAUAAUGAUACUGGAUUCUAUACUCUACGAACUAUGGAUACAGAUCUGAAAUAUGAAGUAGCACAUGUUCAACUCCAGCUGGACACUUCCCUUUCUACUUGGUAUCACCCUUUGCAAGUCAAGAUCGAAUCACUUCCUCAGAAUGUUGCUGUAGGGAAAAGUGUUCUUUUUCUGGUUCAUAAUUUUCCAGAAGACUUUCGAGCAUUUUCCUGGUAUAAACCAGCAUAUAAGUCAGAUACAUCCAAAAUUGUAGAAUACUACAGAUUGACGGAUUCUGCCACCGUGGGGACAGCAUACAGAGGAAUAGAGGUGAUAUUCACCAACGGAUCCAUGGUGAUGAUUGAUAUCACUGAGGACGAUGCAGGGUUUUACAUGCUAGAAAUUUUAAGAAAAGACUUCAAAGUUGAAAAAGCCUAUGUUCAACUCCAUGUAAAUAGCUUUGUUUCAAACUCCAAGGACUCUGUCUCCACUGCAAGGCUCAGUAUAGAAUCAGUGCCACCGAGCAUUGUUGGAGGGGAAAGUGUUCUUCUACUGGUUCACAAUCUCCCAAAAAAUCUUCAAUCCCUUUUCUGGUACAAAGGUGUGAUUGCCGAGAAGAAAUCUGAGCUCAUCCAACACAUAAUAGCCACAAGUUCAAGCUUGCCAGGGCCUGCACACAGUGGCCGAGAAACAGUGUACAGCAAUGGAUCCCUGCUGCUCCAGAGGGUCAUGCAUAAUGAUACUGGAUUCUAUACUCUACGAACUAUGAGUACAGAUCUGAAAUAUGAAAUAGCACAUGUGCAACUCCAGCUGGACACUUCUACUUGCUGUAACCUUCUCACCUCUGAUGAACUCAAAAUUGUACCAGUGCCUCGGAAUAUUGCUGUAGGGAAAAGUGUUCUUCUCGUUGUUUGUAAUGUGCCAGAAGACGUUCAGACAUUUUUCUGGUACAAAUCGGUGUAUAGAACAGAUAUUUUUAAAAUUGCAGAAUAUAGCAGAGCCAUGGAAUCCACUAUCUGGGGGCUUGCACACAGUGGAAGAGAGAUGGUGUACACUAAUGGAUCCCUGCUGAUUCAGAAUGUCACUGAGCAUGAUGCAGGAUUGUAUAUGUUAGAAAUUUUACAUAAGGACUUCAAACUUGAGAGAGCACACGUGCAAGUCCAUGUAAAUAACCCUGUUUCAUGGCCUUUUGUGCGAGUGACUGACACCACAGUCAGAGUACAGAGCUCAGUAGUCUUCACUUGCUUCUCAGCUGACCCUGGUGUCUCCAUCCAUUGGCUCUUCAAUAAGCAGAGUCUGCAUCUCACAGAGAGAAUGACACUUUCCCCAUCAAAGUGCCAACUCAGCAUAGAUCCCGUCCGGAGGGAGGAUGCUGGAAAGUAUCAAUGUGAGGUCUCCAACCCAGUCAGUUCAAAGUCCAGUCUCCCAGUUCGUCUGGCUGUGAUAGAAGAGUGACCUCUCUCCUCUCAUCCUACAGUGGAGUGGUGUCAUUUCCUUAUUGAUGGGGUGCAAAAUGGAGAUGAGUUAAGUGGUAAAAGUUGUCAGUUACCACUCAUGUACUGCAUUCAUUGUUACUCAUACCUGUAGUCCUGACAUAAUCAUGUGUGGAAGGACAGGCCAUGAUUUAAUGUGAAACCUGUUUUCCAAAGCAAAAUAAAGACAUCAAUAUA
Mus caroli (Ryukyu mouse) is the source of this 3254-nucleotide messenger RNA. Its product is annotated as cell adhesion molecule CEACAM5. NCBI's taxonomy places the organism in Eukaryota, Metazoa, Chordata, Mammalia, Rodentia, Muridae. The record is from RefSeq and is a predicted model, not a curated record. Gene Ontology annotation, cellular component: plasma membrane; cell surface. Gene Ontology annotation, molecular function: protein tyrosine kinase binding. Gene Ontology annotation, biological process: regulation of immune system process; signal transduction.